CACUGGGAAGAAAAAAAGCUAGUUGACGUGCCGAAGGGAAUCAAUAAUGGAGGGAGAACCUGUAAAUCCGUCCGUUUGCAUUCUGUGUGGGGAAGAGUUUGGGUCCCUGCAGUCAUACAAGACCAGGUGUGGCCACGAAUUUCAUAAAGCUUGCAUCGUCCCCUACUCGAAGGAAAAUGCUAAAUGUCCCAGAUGUGGAAGAGUCACUUUUGAGUUGCAAGGCGGCGCAUCGGUUUCGGGCACGCAAACCGCCAAACAGCAGGCAGGAAGCAAAGAAAAAGCUUCAGGCACCCCAGCGACGGGAUCAGCAAAUAAUAAUCCAGGUUCAGCUUCAGUUGAUGGCGGGAAUAUAGGAAUCAUGAUUACCCAAGCAGUGCGAGCCAUGCAAAACGACCUUUUAACCCAGUUGUCGGAGCAGAUGGCGCAAAUAAUACAAACCAAUGUCGCUGCUCAUCUUCAACUGACUGGCCGGGAUCAACACACUCGAAAUAUAGCUCCAGACCAUAGUUCGCAGGGUCAGGAAGCAGGCGGAGGCCGAGAAUCGGCAGGAUUUUACAGAGAGGGCAGAGACACUCCUAGAAGUUUAGCUUCCGAUCUGUCCCAAAGGCCGGACAAGGUCGUACACAUCAUGAAUGGUUGGAAGCUACGAUUUAGCGGGAAUGCGGAUGGAAUUAGCGCUGAUAAUUUUAUCUAUAGGGUAGAAGCUCUCACCCAUGCAACGCUGGAAAGCAACUUUGCGGUGCUAUGUAGCAACGCUAGCAUCCUCUUUGACGGAAAGGCUCGGGAAUUCUUUUGGAGGUUUCAUAAGUCAGUGGUAGUAGUCCGAUGGGAUGUGCUUUGUCAGGCAUUAAAGAAACAGUUCCGAGACACUCGCACGGAUGUGGACAUUCGAGAGGCGAUCAGGGACCGGAAGCAGAAAGAAAAGGAAGGGUUCGAUGCCUUUUAUGAUGCCAUAGUCCAGCUAAUGGAUAGUUUAGAGUCUCCCUUGUCAGAAAAGUCGGUGGUAGACAUACUGCGAAGAAAUUUGAGGCCCGAAGUAAGGCACGAGUUGCUCAAUAUAAAAAUAACUUCGGUUGGGGAGCUCAGGGAAAUAUGCAGACGAAGAGAGAAUUUCCUGGAGGACGUGAGACGGAAUUAUGGGUAUCAAAAGAGUGUCCCUUUCCGUAGGCAAGUAGCUGAGUUGGUGGAGGAGCACAUGUCUGAUGACGAAACGGAGUUUUCCGAAGGUGAGGGCGAAGCCGAAAUAGGAGCGUUGGCCUUGGUAUGCUGGAACUGCCAUAAGGAAGGACAUCGGUACCAGGAUUGCGAAUCCAAACGCAAGAUCUUUUGCUAUGGGUGUGGCAUUCCAAACAUUUACAAACCAGCUUGCGAAAAAUGUCAGAAAAAAAACGGCAUGGCGAGCACACAGCCUCGUCAGCUUCAGAGUGUGCGUCGCCAAAAAUCCGCGAACCCAGACGCCAGCCAGUAGAAAAUCAACACCAGGCAGUUAUAGAUACGAGCAUUCCAGUCCAGCCCGUCAGUACAGUAAAAACAAAUUUAUGGCAUAAUUUCAUUAAUUCUAAUUCCGAUGCAGAGGCUGUAGAAACACUGUUCCGUCGUAGAUCCAAUUCAAGACACUCCAAACGGAUGAGAUCAUUUUGGAAGGCAGCUAAGUCAAUAAAUGCGAUUAGAUACAAAGAGCUCGAUAAACGUCCGUACGCAGAGGUAAAAAUUUUUGAGCGGCCAGUGCUUGGGUUGUUAGAUACGGGGGCAGCGAUGAGUGUAGUUGGUGGGAAUUUGGCUAAACAAAUAAUUACCAGCAGGAUUCCAUUUAAACGGGGCAUCUCAGUUGCUCAUACUGCAGAUGGCAGGCGGCAGGAGGUUCUGGGUCGAUUGAGAACUCCAGUCACCUAUGAUAACGUCGUGAAGGAUUUGGAACUACAUAUCAUUCCGUCGCUUAGCCAGGACUUAUAUCUAGGAAUCGAUUUUUGGUCAACGUUCAAUUUAUUACCUCCGGAGAUGCAGGUAGCAGAAAUUUGUCAGGAAUCGCACGUACUAAUUCCAAGUCAGAAAGAGGAGUUGCAGAAGGUUGUGUCGGAAUUUCCAUCCUUUGCAGUCUCUGGUUUGGGUAGAACAUCGGUUUUGUCGCACUCCAUCGAUGCAGGAGAUGCUAAGCCUGUAAAACAACGGCAUUUUCCCGUGUCACCAGCCGUGGAGAAACUGCUGUAUGCCGAAGUGGAUAGGAUGCUCAAAUUAGGAGUUAUUGAGGAAUCUGAUAGCGCCUGGUCCUCUCCAGUUGUGCUAGUCCAGAAACCGGGAAAGGUUCGACUUUGCCUAGACAGCCGAAAAGUCAAUGCUGUUACACGAAAGGACGCCUAUCCGUUGCCGCAAAUAGACGGUAUACUAAGUCGCCUCCCCAGAGCCAUGUUCAUCUCGAGUCUGGAUCUCAAGGAUGCCUAUUGGCAGAUACCCUUAGAUCCGGAGUCUCGGGACAAAACUGCUUUCACAAUUCCAGGUAAACCUUUAUAUCAGUUUAAGGUUAUGCCGUUCGGUCUCACCAACGCGUCGCAAACCAUGACCAGAUUGAUGGACAAGGUGAUCCCUGCGGAACUUCGCAAUGAAGUCUUCGUCUACUUGGACGACCUGUUAAUUGUUUCCGAUAGCUUUGAGUCGCAUAUGAAGGUGUUGAGAGUGGUAGCGCAGCAUGUUCGAUUGGCUGGAUUAACGCUCAACGUAGAAAAGAGCAAAUUCUGUAUGCGUUCGGUGAAAUAUCUUGGUCAUAUCGUCGGGGAGGGUGUCAUUCGAACGGAUCCCGGGAAAAUUUCGGCCAUGAUAGACUUUCCAGUGCCGAACUCUUUGAGAGCCCUACGGAGAUUCCUUGGGAUGGUUGGAUGGUAUCGUAAAUUUAUAGCAAAUUUUGCGUCGAUAGCUUCCCCUCUCACUGACCUGCUGAAACCUAAGUGCAGAUUUGUCAUGACUCCAGAAGGACGUACCGCGUUCGAGGAACUUAAAAAACUGUUGUGCUCUGCGCCAGUUCUUCGUAGUCCCGAUUUUAGCCAACCUUUCUUUGUGCAUUGUGAUGCCAGCAAGUCGGGUGUUGGAGGUGUCUUAGUGCAAAAGACUCCGGAAGGAGACGAAUUUCCGAUAGCUUUUGUGUCGAAAAAACUUAAUAAGGCGCAAAGAAAUUAUUCUGUGACCGAGCAAGAGUGUCUGGCGGCGAUUGUUUGCAUCAAUCGUUUUAGGGCAUACAUAGAGGGACAGGAUUUUACGGUUAUCACCGAUCAUGCAUCUCUAAAAUGGCUCAUGACGCAGACGGAUCUACAUUCGCGGCUGGCCCGAUGGGCAUUGAAAUUACAGGGCUUUAACUUCAAAAUAGAACACCGGAGUGGGCGUUUAAAUGUUGUACCCGAUGCCUUAUCCAGAGUUAAUGAAGAAGAGUUGGCGGCCGUUGAUGUUGGUUAUGGACAAGCAGUUGAUCUCGAGUCACCAGCUUUUCAGUCCGACGAGUAUGUGGAGCUGGUAAGCAGAAUAAGGGCCAAUGACGUUAACUUGCCGGAUCUGAGGGUGGUCGAAGAUCGUGUGUAUAGGAAGUGUGAUUUCGCCACAGGGAGUACUCUUCAUGAUCAUUUUAUCUGGAAGUUAUGGAUCCCACAGAGUCUCAUUCCAGAGGUACUAGCCAAUGCUCACGACCAUCCCUUAGCAUCGCAUGGGGGAAUUCAUAAGACUCUAGAGCGAGUGCGACAGUUUCUCUAUUGGCCAAGUUUAGUCAAAGAUGUAAAAGCGUAUGUACUCGCGUGCGACACUUGUAAAGCAACUAAAGCACCGAACUCUGUCCAGCGACCCCCGUUGGGAGUGGCACCCGAGUCGCAGAGGUUUUUCCAGAAGCUAUACGUAGAUUUUCUCGGCCCUUAUCCACGUUCAAAAAGCGGGAAUAUUGGCAUAUUUAUAGUACUAGACCACUAUUCUAAGUUUGUCUUCCUGAAGGCUGUAAAGAAACUAACGGCUGAUCUCGUGAUCAAGUAUCUGCAGCAAGAUCUAUUCCACACUUUUGGCUUUCCGGAGACCAUCGUAUCGGACAAUGGCUCGCAAUUUAAGUCGGAAGUCUUCCAAAAGUUUCUCAAAGCGCACAAGAUAUCACACACGGCCACAGCAGUAUACUCUCCGCAGUCGAAUGCGUCAGAGCGAGUAAACCGAUCUGUAAUUGCCGCCAUUCGUUCCUAUGUGAGGUCCGAUCAGAAAAAUUGGGACGAGGAGCUGAGCAGCAUUUGUUGCGCCUUGCGAACCGCGGUCCAUUCUAGCCUUGGAACUUCGCCCUAUUAUAUGGUAUUUGGGCAGCAGUUCGUUAGCUCCGGGGAAACGUAUAAAGUUCUGAGAGCUCUUCGAUUGUUGGAAGAUAAAUCCCUAGUCUUCUCCAAGGAGGAUUCGUUGGAAUUGGUACGUAGCAAGGCCUUAAUGGUAAUGGAAAAGCAAAGGCAGAAAAACGAACGAAAUUACAAUUUGAGAUCAAGGGAGGUUUCGUACCAAGUGGGCCAAGAGGUGUUCCGGAGGAACUUUAAGCAGAGCAACUUCCAGGCUGGCUAUAGUGCCAAACUGGGCCCAGCCUAUGUGAAGGCCAGAAUCCGCAAGAAGAUAGGUAAUGCUUAUUAUGAGUUGGAGGAUCUACAAGGACGGUCUAUUGGGCGAUACCACGCGAAAGACUUAAAACAAUAGCUGAUCCGCGCAGUUUGGAUCCGACUUGUGUGAUACCACUAAGUCAGAUCUUCGGCGGGGGGUAUUUGUAACGCUUGGAUCAGCGAGAGAGCUAGUUCGCAGCGCCAUCUAGUGGUCGGCACCGUAAGGGCCGUGGUAGACCAAACACCCUCUAUGGGCUAGGUCGGGGAGAUCACGAAAAGUGGCAUAGGAAGAGUGAUAGAGUUAACAGCUUGGAUUGUCAACUUUCUCUGGCAUUUCACCCUGUCCUUUGAGAGGGCCCGAGGGUUGUAGCUUGUUGAGGGGCUUGGCUUCGGUCUCUUCCCGUUUUGGCGCUCGACCCGAGCGUUCGUUUUCUCUGUCAACAGCCAACAAGUAUUUUUUAUAAGUGCUAAAAAGGGAAAAAAACGUGUAAUCGCGGCGGGAGGAGAAGAGCUUCAGCAUUCCGGCAUUAGUUUUCCAGCCUAGGACCGGCCAUUGGCGCAGUGGAUACCGCAAAGGAGGAACGCCGCAUCGCCGUAUUUUCUUUGCAAAGCGGCCCGGAUCAGCUUCGCGGAUCCAAAGACGCGAGGCGUCGAGGAGAUCGAGCGUCCAAGGGACGCCAGAAGGGGUCCAGAGGAGCAGCCAAAGCAGCGUUGGAAAAAAUUGCAGGCCCAAGUACACGGGCACCGACGCCACGCUAGCGGGAGUUGAGUGGUUUUUGGGGAAGAAGAAAAAAAACUCAAUCGUCUUGUUGAAAAGCGAGCCAAGGCAGGGCUAUAUAGCGCAGCUAGAGCGAAAGCAAGAGCAGUCCGAGAUCUGGCGGGGUUUUUCGAGUGGUCUCGCGAGUGAUUUUUAUCGUCGGGAACCGUCCCAGGGAACGAUGGAGUGAUUUCGGAAGGGAGAAAAUCUAAAACUAAAAGAAACCGGGAAUGGCUGAGAUCUCUAGUAAUAAUAGGAUUCAGUGUUAAGUGAUUAGUGUUAAUAAUUUAAUGAGUUAAGUAAUAUUUCUUUGUUAGUUUUUUGUGCGUUAAAGUCUGCGACAGUCGGCGAAGGGCAGGCGAAAGAAAAGGAAGAAAAAGAAAGGGCAGAGAGAGCUUUUUUGUUGUACUCGAGUGGAAUGAGUCGCUCAAAGUGAGAGUGGAGCGAGCAAAGAGUUUAAUUUGUGAGUGAGGUUUUUUUUUGGUGUGCCUUUGAUUUACUCCCGAUUGGAGUUCACUUUACAGGUCCAAAUCUCCUCCGGGAAGCGCUUCGUCGGUGGAUAUGCGGAUCAUCGGGUGAGUGAGAACGAACAAGAAAAUUUAACCCUGGCAAUUCCACUCAUGAGAGAAAAGGAAAGAGAAAUUUAGAUAAUUACAUAAUUCCCCCUAUUGUUUGUUCCGUUUCUUCCCCCCUUUCGGUCUGGCUGUUGUACUGUCUUCAUACAUGAAUUCCGAGAUAAUUGUUAGUUUUAUUCCUCAUCAUUAUUAAGCAAUUUUAUUGAUAUUAUUUUUUUAUUCUUUUACUUUUUAUGCGUACUUUUUGUUGGGUUAUGUUUAGUUUUAGUUUAGGAAUCGCUCAGUUUUUAGUCAUAAUUCAAUAAAUUUUAUAAUGUUUUAGUUCACAGUUUUUUGCCUUCGGCUAGCCAAAUGCCCCUGAGGAUCCCAUAACGACGCAAAGGGGUCAUUCCAUAUAAAUUGCGACCUAGGAAUGGCCAAGGUAGGGAGGGUCAAUCCGCCCUCAACGAGAUCUGAGGCGGGGAAAAGCGUUCGGGGACAGGUCGGAGAAAGGGCCAAUUGUGUGUUCAAGCAAUUUUAGGUCCACCUUAACUCUCGUCGUAGCACGCAUAAAUUUUAACUUGUUAAUAAUGAGGAUAGGCAUCCGGUGAGAGGAGGGCAAGAUCACCACCCCAAUUAGCCGACGAGCAUCCCAGCCGGGAAUAACCGCGUGCGCCCUUCUCCCACUCCCCAACACCCAGCCUGGUU
Molecule: messenger RNA, 6611 nt
Organism: Drosophila miranda
Lineage: Eukaryota; Metazoa; Arthropoda; Insecta; Diptera; Drosophilidae
Exons: 2
Coding region: 47-1468 (473 amino acids)
Molecular function (GO): zinc ion binding; nucleic acid binding
Source: RefSeq, a predicted model, not a curated record